UAAGGUAUGAUUUUUAAUUAGAAAACGUAUUCGAUCAGAAGAGAAACAGAAGGUUGAAAUCGACGCAGAAGAAAUCGACGCAGUAGGAAUGAACGACACACACACUUCGGGAAACCAAGGUAAACCGCUACCUUUGGAGGCAAAGAUCGCUUUAGCGUCGUGGUUGGGUGUCGCAGGGUUACUAACCAUAGUUGGAAACGGAAUUGUCCUGUGGUUGAUUUUCAGAAAAAGAUCUCUAAGAACAAUGUCCAACCUGUUCCUAACCUCGUUGGCCGCCGCGGACUUCUUAGUAGGACUUGUUAUAGACCCAGUGUGGUUAGUCGUAAGAUGUUUGGGUUAUAAUUCUAAAACCUACUUCGAAACCUUCAGUAGGAGUAUAGAUUACCUAUGGAUCCACACCACUGUGGCAACAACAUUUAACUUAUGCUGUGUUAGCCUGGACAGGUAUGUAGCCAUCAUUCAUCCUCUGCGCUACCACGAUUUUCUCACCAACAGAAGAUGUUAUUUACUGAUAGCUAAUGCAUGGUUUAUGUCCCUUGUCUUACCCUGCUCAAGGUUCAUGGUUCAGGAUAUAACAGCUUUAUCGACAUUGUAUCUAUCUUUUACAGUUAUGACAAUAUUAUUUCCUAUGUCUAUAAUCGUGUUCUGUUCUCUUCGAAUUUUAAAAGCUGCUUUAGUAAAUUACAAUAGCAUAAAACCGACGAGCAGCUGUGCGCAGAAUCAAGACGUUAUUAGAAGAAGUAAAAAGAACUACAAAGCUGCUAAAACAGUUAGUAUCAUAGUGGGGCUAUUUGUGGUUUCCUGGUUGCCAAGUCUCAUCACUGGUUUGGCGCACUAUUUCAGCAACCUAGUGUCUUACGACUCAGCCUACUACACUGUGUGGACGUCUGUUGAAACAGUGGCAUUUACUUCAUCGGCAAUCAACCCAUGGGUGUAUUGUUUGCGAAACGACGAGUUCUAUGAAGCAUUAUCAAGCACAUUUCGAUUUCUUAAAAGACGAUAAUUUGGAAAAAUGUUUCAUGUACAAUUCAGAGACUGUACAAACGUGUGGACAUUUCUUGAAAUAAUGGCGUUUACUUGAUCUGCAACCAA
This is a messenger RNA of Pocillopora verrucosa, 1092 nucleotides long. NCBI's taxonomy places the organism in Eukaryota, Metazoa, Cnidaria, Anthozoa, Scleractinia, Pocilloporidae. The record is from RefSeq and is a predicted model, not a curated record.